AUGGCAAAAACGCGAAUAUGGCAAAAACGCGAAUAUAGCAAAAACGCGAAUAUGGCAAAAACGCGAAUAUGGCAAAAACGCGAAUAUGGCAAAAAAGCGAAUAUGGCAAAAACGCAAAUAUGGGAAAAACGCAAAUAUGGGAAAAACGCAAAUAUGGGAAAAACGCAAGUAUGGGAAAAACGCAAAUAUGGGAAAAACGCAAAUAUGGGAAAAACGCAAAUAUGGGAAAAACGCAAAUAUGGGAAAGACGCAAAUAUGGGAAAGACGCAAAUAUGGGAAAGACGCAAAUAUGGGAAAAACGCAAAUAUGGGAAAAACGCAAAUAUGGGAAAAAGGCAAAUAUGGGAAAAAGGCAAAUAUGGGAAAAAGGCAAAUAUGGGAAAAAGGCAAAUAUGGGAAAAAGGCAAAUAUGGGAAAAAGGCAAAUAUGGGAAAAGGGCAAAUAUGGGAAAAAGGCAAAUAUGGGAAAAAGGCAAAUAUGGGGAAAAGGCAAAUAUGGGGAAAAUGCAAAUAUGGGGAAAACGCAAAUAUGGGACAAACGCAAAUAUGGGACAAACGCAAAUAUGGGACAAACACAAAUAUGGGACAAACGCAAAUAA
Molecule: messenger RNA, 597 nt
Organism: Schistocerca cancellata (South American locust)
Lineage: Eukaryota; Metazoa; Arthropoda; Insecta; Orthoptera; Acrididae
Exons: 1
Coding region: 1-597 (198 amino acids)
Source: RefSeq, a predicted model, not a curated record